This is a messenger RNA of Clupea harengus (Atlantic herring), 1119 nucleotides long. It is a transcript of the gene ghrhrl, whose product is annotated as growth hormone releasing hormone receptor, like. Gene Ontology annotation, biological process: positive regulation of cell population proliferation; cell surface receptor signaling pathway; adenylate cyclase-activating G protein-coupled receptor signaling pathway. The record is from RefSeq and is a predicted model, not a curated record. Gene Ontology annotation, molecular function: growth factor binding; vasoactive intestinal polypeptide receptor activity; peptide hormone binding. Gene Ontology annotation, cellular component: plasma membrane. The transcript has 13 exons. Bases 1 to 1119 code for a protein of 372 amino acids. NCBI's taxonomy places the organism in Eukaryota, Metazoa, Chordata, Actinopteri, Clupeiformes, Clupeidae.
AUGGGCAAAUGGGUGCAAGUGUCUGCAGGGCUGCACCCUGAGUGUGAAUACAUCUACCAGCUGGAGCAGGAGGAGAGGCGCUGCCUCAGACAGAUUGAAGAGUAUGGGAACACCUCAUCUACAGGCUGUCUACCGGAGUGGGACAGUGUGAUGUGUUGGGAGGGAACCAUGGUUGGAGAGACGGUCCAGUCACCCUGCCCGGCGGUUUUCUCUUUCUUCAAAAACAGCACAGGCAUGGUGAGCCGAAACUGCACGAGCAGCGGCUGGUCGCACGCUUUCCCCCCGUACCACGUGGCCUGCAUUGUGGAGGACGACAUACCUGAGGAGUCAUACUUUGCCACUGUGAAGCUGAUCUACUCUAUCGGUUACGGUGCGUCGCUGGUUUCUCUCUCCAUUGCCGUAGUAAUUCUGCUGCUGUUCAGAAGGCUCCACUGUGCACGUAACUACAUCCACAUUCAGCUGUUUCUCACCUUCAUUCUAAAAUCCGUGGGUGUGUUUAUCAAAGACGCCACGCUGUUCAGUGAGGAUAUGGACCACUGCGCCCUUUCCACAGCAGCAUGUAAGGCAGCUGUGGUUUUCUGCCACUACUGUGUGAUGUGUAAUUUCUCCUGGCUCCUGGUGGAGGCGCUCUACAUAAACUCUCUCCUGCUUGUGGCAGUUCCUCCAAGCUGGCGGUGCCUGUGGGCCUUUAGCCUACUGGGUUGGGGUGUCCCGCUUGUGUUCAUCCUGCUGUGGAUCGGCUCCAGGCUGGGUUUUGAGAACACAGAAUGCUGGGACAUCAAUGAGGAAUCUCCCUACUGGUGGAUCAUCAAAGGACCAAUCGUGGUUUCCAUAGGAGUGAAUUUUCUGCUCUUCAUGAACAUCAUCAGGAUCCUGGUACAGAAGCUGAACCCACGACUCAUCCACUUCAACAAUUCCUCCCACUACCGGCGUCUGACUAAGUCCACCCUGCUGCUUAUCCCUCUCUUCGGGACGCACUAUAUGGUGUUCAACUUCCUGCCGGAUCACUUCAACAUGAGUCUGCGGCUGUGCGUCGAGCUCUGCCUUGGCUCUUUCCAGGUAACCCCCCCCCCCCCCCCCCUCCAAUCCCCAUUUCUCAUGCAGUGUUGUGCUGGGUGA